Messenger RNA from Rotaria socialis, 552 nucleotides. NCBI's taxonomy places the organism in Eukaryota, Metazoa, Rotifera, Eurotatoria, Philodinida, Philodinidae. The record is from the annotation of a GenBank genome assembly.
AUGGAAUUCGAUACGGAACAAUUGAGUAGAUUUAUUCUAUAUUUAUUUACUGGACAUCCAAUGGAUAUUGAAGACAGUGAUAUAGAAGAGGCUGAUGUUAGUGAUUUACCUAAUAUUGAUCGACUAGAACCACGGAACAAUGUCAAUCAUAACAACAACAACAAUCAUAAUAAUAAUAAUAAUGAGGAUGAUGAUGAUGACGAUGAUGAUGAUGAUGAUGAUGAUGAUGAUGAUGAUGAUGAUAAUGAUGAUGAAGUGAAUAAAAAGCAUUAUUGUUUUAUUGUAUUCAAUAAUCCUAAAUUGUCAAAACUUUUGAAAACAAAAGUAUUAAAGAAACCAGACAAUACAAAUCAACAGGGUCAACGACAAGUGCAUGGAGAACAUCGUGGGGUAGCUCGACCAACACGAAAACCAGUAACACAACAAGGAGGGAAAGAAAUGGAUUUAAAUCUACAUUUCAGUGGUAAAAUAGAAAAACUCAUCAAUGCAUUCAUGAAACAUCAAACACCACCUUUCUCGAGAAAAUAUAUUCUCGAUUUAACAGAACAAUAG